Molecule: messenger RNA, 1156 nt
Organism: Chara braunii
Lineage: Eukaryota; Viridiplantae; Streptophyta; Charophyceae; Charales; Characeae
Source: the annotation of a GenBank genome assembly
CCUAACCGGUACCUUUUGUCCUAUAAGUACGUAGCUAUCAGUUGGGUUUGACCUCUUGGGUUCCUUCGGUGACGGUUGACUGUGACGACGGCGGACCGUCACCAAGUGUGGUUGGCGGUAUGACGGUGUCUUGGUGUCCCCUUCGUGAGCGGCGGCAGCUUUCAAGUCGUCCUUCCACGUCUUCUGACUCCCGAAGAUCUCGAUCUCCACGAAGAUACGAGCUGAGAAGGAAACACUCACCAAGGAAGGAAUCGGAACUACGUGAGAAGGUGGCCGAGCUCUCCAAAGGUGUUGCCUCGAUCAAGGAGCACUUUGAUGCGGUACAAGCUAAGAAGGACGAAAAAGCUCGACGCAAGAUGGAAAGGGAGAAGGAGAAGGAGGAGGAGAAGCGGAGACUGGAGGAGGAAAAAGCCAUGAGAGCUCAAGUAGAGGCACGUCGUGAAGCAAAGCUAUGUAAGAAGGAGAAAAAGGCAAAGCAGGAGGCUACACUGCGAGCGAAGAUGAAGAAGGAUGUCACAGUGCAUGCCUCGUUGCUCAUGAGCGAGAUAAAGGAUGACUGGAUUAACCAAUGGAAGACAGUUGUGCUACCGGCCUUAGCAGGGGGAACGGGAGAUGUGAAAGGAAAGAAGAAGGUGGUGUACCAGUUAGCAGAGGAGAGCGAUUCUAAUUACAACAGCAGUGAUAGCGAGACUAGCGUCACACCGGAGUUGAGUGCGGAGACUCGCCGCUUGUGUAUCAGUGAAAAGAGGAAGCGUGGUAAGGAAGCUAUGCCGGAGAACAACCCAUCCAUGGAGUUACCACCGAAGAGAACUCCUCAGCGAGUGGGUGUCAAGAUGGAUAAAGCGGAUCUUCGUAUGACCCGGGCCAAAUCGAAGCGAGGGGUCCGGACCCCGAUCCCGGCGAAGAAGAAGACCCCAAUCAAGACUCCGUUAAUAAAGAUGUUGAAGUCAGGACAGAUAAAGACUCCACCGAGCGAGAGACUCACCCCGGCCGGACGGGCCUUGGCCCGCCUGCGGUAUAGGGACUCGAUUAUGCAUGAGUUGAAAGACUGUAAUGCCGAUGAGCUGCAGCGGUAAUGUAAAGACGAAGGAAUCCCGUAUGUGGGGAAAGUCGACGCGAUCUUUGAUCUCGCCGAACAUCGGGCUCAACAGCAAUA